GACAACUAUCAGUGACCGCUAUCUGCUAGCCAGAGUCUGUCGUAUUUGUUGUGUCUGUUCUUUCCGUCGUAUCUGUUGUUUCAUUGUUUUGUUGCUGUUGUGACCAUGUUCUGUGAAAUACCGAAGUUCGCAAGAUGCUGCUUCUGCCUGCCUCUACGGCAAGGGAUUUUGACGUUCGGAUACUUGAAUAUUCUAAUCGACUCUCUAAUGGUGGCUAUAUACAGCUACUCGAUAAACCGCGUGUACGGAACCAGCUUGCUCUACCAUGGCGCAGUGUCAUACAUGUUUGAAGACGAGUUUUCCAUUGCCAUGUACGUCAUAGAGAUACUCUUCACUAUCGUGCUGCUGUAUGGUGCUCAUAUGAAACACCUAAUCUACCUGAAGACGUUCUACUACUAUGCGCUAUGCACGUGUGUGGCGACGGUGCUCCUGGAAAUACUGAGCCUCAUCAGUAAUGGGGCACGAGACCUGGAUCUGUUCCCUCUCUUCAUGGUGGGAUUGUGUAUCCACGUAUACUUGAUCUUCCUAGUGGGCAGUUUGAUCAAGAAAAUGGAGACUUCUGGAAUGAGAUUUGAGAACGAACUACAUCAGUUUAUCAAUGGAGAGACACCAGUCAGACCAGAGGGUACUGAGGUGUACCCAACAACAGUCGUACCUAACAAUGACGUUUGAGAUGUGCCCAACAACAAAAUUUUGUCUCAGUUGUAGCCAACAUCAUAAAAAAUUGGUUUUAGGUGUUAAGAACAACAAAGAACCUCGUCUGAGUUGUAACAAACAAUAAAAACUUUGUCGUACCUAAUAAUGUCGUUUGUUGUGUAUACUUUGUUUGAGAUGAACGGUGUACCCAAUAACAAAAAAACUGGGGCUCAGGUGUAUGCAACAACAAUGUUGACCUCCAAUAAUAUGAAUGAAUGAAUGAAUGAAUGAAUGA
Molecule: messenger RNA, 931 nt
Organism: Aricia agestis (brown argus)
Lineage: Eukaryota; Metazoa; Arthropoda; Insecta; Lepidoptera; Lycaenidae
Exons: 4
Coding region: 106-672 (188 amino acids)
Source: RefSeq, a predicted model, not a curated record